This is a messenger RNA of Epithele typhae, 2418 nucleotides long. RefSeq lists its product as uncharacterized. The transcript has 4 exons. The record is from RefSeq and is a predicted model, not a curated record. NCBI's taxonomy places the organism in Eukaryota, Fungi, Basidiomycota, Agaricomycetes, Polyporales, Epitheliaceae. Bases 1 to 2418 code for a protein of 805 amino acids.
AUGCCUAUGCCUAUGCCGCCGACGUUCCCCACUCGUCUCGCCGAUACGACCCCUUUGCGGGACUGGGACGAUGCUCCCGAGCCGAUCGAUGACGAAAAGGCCCGCCGGAUUCAUGACAAGUUCAAACAGAAAAUCCCGUCCGGGCCGAUGGGGCAGUGGAAGCGGGUGGAUGCCGUUCAACUCGGCAAGGCGGCUGGAAUAAUUUUGUAUAAGUUUUCGUCCCCCACCCUGUCCGACGUCAUGAAAGCGGACCUCGACUCCAUCCAGACGCGCGCCGCGAAAUCCCCCUCCGUCUUCGACCUGGUCGAUGUCACCACGGCAUAUCCACGCCGCGUCAUCGUCCUCCGGGGCAGUCGGCAGGUUAUGACGGUUCAAGAACGCACGCUCUGGGCCCUCUUCUUCAAAAUCGACACAUCCGAGGCGGACUUCGAGGCAAUGCGCGCGCACACCGCCGCCAGCAUCGCCAUGAAGUUCGGAGUGGUGUUCUCCUACGAGCCGGAGCCAGACUUCAAUCUCGGCGACACGCAUGGGUCUGCAAAGGCCGAAGACGCACAGGACUGGGAGGACGAGUCGGACGACGACGAACAAGAACACGGUGAAGGAGAACAGGACGACGACGGCGCGAGAAGUGGCGAGGAGAUCGAGUACGACGAUCCCGACGAUACCGGCCGCCGGAUCGAGUCCACAUCAACGGUCGCCUCAUUGGAGAACGCCACUGGGCCUCCGGAUACGACAAUUAUUCAUUUCCGCCGCGUAUGUGACAACUGUCUCAUGAAGACGCCGGAUGGACCUUACUCGUGCUACACUGGAGUACAGCCGUGCGGACCGUGCAAGCAUGAGAAGAUCCGCUGCUCGUUGCUCGGAAUCCGUGGGGAUGGAUGGGUGCUUGUGAAACGUCUCGGUGUCGUAGCGUUUUUCGACGGCCGGUGCUUUUAUCCACUCAAAAUUCUGGUCGGCGCACAACGCGCGGUCACCGAAGGGUAUCUCGACUUCCUCCUCCACACAAUCACCAAAGAAGACUACGCGCUGACGACGUCCGACCCCGUCGAGGUCCCCGAAAAGGUCACACAACUCAGAUGGUAUUACCACCGCGCCGACAGUCGCCGAAUCGCUUGGCGGCACCUGUUUCUUGAGCCCCCGAAAGCGCGGAUUGGCGUUACGGCCGCCGAAUUCAAGACGAUCUGCGGCGAACGCCGCGAAUACGUGCGCAAUCUUCGUCCGGAGAACGAAGAGAGCCGUGCGCUCCGCCCGUCUCGUCCACAACCCAAGCCGAAGACGUCCCCCCGGAAGCAAAAGCCGAAGCCCGCAGGGAAGUCGAAGGCAGCUGCUGGGCCGAAACGCGGGCAGCAAGUGAUUGAAUUGUCGGACAACGAACAGCCCGAGCCGUCGACUUCGACUCGUCGUACCACGCGGGCCACCACGCAGGCAGCGUCCAAGCGCACCGCCCCCAUUUCCCCACCCUCGACGUCGAAGCCCUCGAAGCGGUUCAAGACUGGAGUAGUGCCCUUCGUGGACGUUCCGGCGCGCGUGAAGAAGUCUGCAAGCACUCGGUCGACGUCGAUUGCUUUCGGGCCGCCGGCCUCCUCGCAGGCCUCGUCGACGUCCUAUGCGCUUUUCCAGCCGCCGUUCGAAGCGUCGACGUCGCUGUUCGGCCCCCCCAUAUCCUCAUUUGCGUCCUCCGCCACUCGUUCGGCGGCCGGAACGCCCGCGCAAGUUGACCUUUCGAACGACGGAGACUUGUACAUGGCCUAUCUCAGCGCCGCGACGAACUUCAACGAGCGUCGUAGUGAUAUGCAGGCCGCCAUAUCGCGUCUCGAAUCGGUCGCUGCACACGCCGAAGGCCGCCACCACGUAUUGCGCAAUCGCUUUCGCCCAAGCGGAUUCGCAAAUUCGGAGGAAUUCCUCACCUGGUCGCAGACUGCGGGCAUCGUCAUCGCGCAGGCGUUGCGCACCAACCUGCCAGCAAACUCGAUCUUGGACCCCGACGUGAAGAUGCAGGACGUGGUCCCCGCCUUGCCUCGCGCCGCGCCGAGCAUGCAGCCCCCCGAAGAGGUCUCGGAGAUCCCUGCCGCGAUACCUGCUGCGCUGCCUGCGCCGCCUUCCGCUGCGCUGGCCGCGCCGCCGUCCGCUGCGCUGGCCGCGCCGCCGUCCGCUGCGCUGGCCGCGCCGCCUUCCGCUGCGCUGGCCGCGCCGCCUUCCGCUGCGCCGGCCGCGCCGCCUUCCGCUGCGCUGCCCAUGACACCUGCCGCUGCGCUGCCCGCGCCGACGCCGCACCGCACCCAGGGGGAACGUGGGACUCCAGCGGCGGAGAAACAGAUGACGCCGGCGAAGGAGCAUGCGAGAAAACCGCCUGGCAAGAAGCAUGCGACUCCAGCCGAGCAGCAGGAGGAUGACGAUGAGGACUGGCUCGAAGACUGA